AUGUCCUUCCGCAGUCUCUUUCUCAAGGCGCAGCAGAACACCUUAUCCGGUUCCGCCCUUGCAGUCGUCAGGUCGUUCCCUUUCCCUCUCGGAAGAGAUCCAUCUUCACUCCCGUCGGCGCUCACCGAGAAACUCGAUCCCAACAUCGUUUCUCUAAUCGAUGACCGUCGGAUUUCUUUACGUUUCAGAGUCAGCUCACUGAUUGAGCUCUCCGAAUUGGAAAAGGCGGCGCAGAUCUCACGUCUCGCUGUCUUGAAACAGUAUCGCGGCUGGGAUACGAAGGUCUUGAUGUGCAACGAAAUCAUCGGCGCCAUGUGCGCCGCCGAAAGGUACGAUGAUGCAUUCGCUCUGUACCAGUUCUUCGACAGCGAGUCUAAACUUGGACACUCCGCCGUCUCCUUCAACCACGUUGUCAAAGCCCAUUGUGAUCAAAAUCGUGUAGAUGAAGCACUCAAACUAUGCCAUCCCUGUAGGGGCUAUUUUCGUAAAGAUGUCGACACAUUCAGGUCGUUGGCCAAAGGCUUGGUCAACACCGGGAGGAUCUAUGAAGCUGUGGGGUUAAUAAAGUACAUUAGGCUCUAUGAUUCGGUGGUAUACAGCUAUCUCAUCCGCGGAUUUAUGGAUUUAGGAAACCACGACAAGGCUUAUGAAUUAUUUGAUGAUUUUAACAACAAGACCGAGCCUGACUUCACUGAUGGUCGUAACAAAAUAUUGAUCUGGCCUAGUCGCACUGACGGUCAGAACAGAAGAGCGGUCGUGGAUGCGACAUUUGUGGAUUACUGGCUCAAGCAAGGAGAGGACGAGAAAGCUAUGGAGAUUUACAGGUCUCUAAUCAUAAGGAAAGGGGAGUUAGUGUGUGCGGCCACUGGGAAUACCCUUUUGGAGAUCUUGUUGCAAAACGGUAAGCAAACAGAGGCUUGGGAUCUCUUCAACGCCAUGAUUACCAAUUCCAAGAACUUUGAUAGAGAGACCUUUGGUAUAAUGGUGAAUGCGUGUUUCAAGCUGGGCCACUUCAAGGAGGCUCUCGAGACUUUCAAGAGGCUCGAGUUUACGAGGUCCUCUAGCUGCUACGCUAACAUCAUAGCUCAGUUCUGCGAGCGCGGGAUGAUGUCUGAAGCGCAAGAUUUGUUUGUGGAAAUAUGCUCCGACCAAUACUUGAGCCCCGAUGUUCCUACGUUUAGAUCAAUGAUCAACGGGUAUGCCAAGGCUGGGAGGGUCGACGAGGCCAUAGUGAUGUUGAAAAAGAUGGUUGAUGCAACUCUCCUCAAGUUUGCUGUUCACGAGUCCCAUUAG
Molecule: messenger RNA, 1293 nt
Organism: Arabidopsis lyrata subsp. lyrata
Lineage: Eukaryota; Viridiplantae; Streptophyta; Magnoliopsida; Brassicales; Brassicaceae
Product: pentatricopeptide repeat-containing protein At3g60960, mitochondrial
Exons: 1
Coding region: 1-1293 (430 amino acids)
Cellular component (GO): chloroplast
Molecular function (GO): protein binding
Source: RefSeq, a predicted model, not a curated record